CCAAACUCCACCCUUUGACUGUGCGCUGGCCAUGUUAAAUUAAUAACGCGGCCCAGAGCUGUCUGGGACACCUGGGGUUAUCGCAUUAGCCCGACAGCCCGGAGCGGAGCGGCAGCACCCUCACACCAAAAGGGGCAGUGCCCUCCCUCCUUAACCCCGCCCUUUUCUGUUGUUGUCUCUGGCACCAAGCGGCUCACUUCACCACGGAGCCCCCGCCAAAUAAAGCCAGCCAGUCAAAGAGUGGAGAUCUGGUGCCGAUAAAUCUAAUUAGGCUGGAAUGCCCGUCUCUCCUAAGCCGUCGGGAGGUCGCCUCAUGCCACAACAGGUGCCUGUCCGCCUCAUCCUGGUCAGUGGCAAAACGCAAGACUUCACUUUCUCUCCCAACGACUCGGCCACAGACAUCGCCAAGCACGUGUUUGACAACUGGCCAGCAGGAUGGGAGGAUGAGAAGGUGAGCAGUUCCAGUAUCCUGCGCCUCAUUUUCCAGGGACGCUUCCUUCACGGCAAUGUUACCCUGGGAGCUCUGAAGCUGCCACCGGGACGAACGACCGUAAUGCACUUGGUUGCGAGGGAGACUCUUCCAGAGCCCAACUCUCACGGUCAGAGGAACAGAGAAAAAACCACAGAAAGCAACUGCUGUCUCCUCUUGUAAAGCAUCAUAAAAAAACACCCCCCCCCCCCCCCCCCCCCCAACAUCAUGCAAACUAAACAUAACACACAUCUAAACAUGCAAACGCCCUUACUUUUUUCUCCUACUGCUCGUCUCUUCGCCUGCAGAUCUGGAAAGAAACGGCAGGACG
Molecule: messenger RNA, 800 nt
Organism: Fundulus heteroclitus (mummichog)
Lineage: Eukaryota; Metazoa; Chordata; Actinopteri; Cyprinodontiformes; Fundulidae
Gene: ubl3b
Product: ubiquitin-like 3b
Exons: 5
Coding region: 278-652 (124 amino acids)
Molecular function (GO): protein binding
Source: RefSeq, a predicted model, not a curated record